AAGGCACUGACCAGCACUGUGUGGAUGAAUUUGACCCUUUCUCAGGAGACCUGAACGUUGAGUUUCUGCAGCUGAAUAAACUGGUUCUCUCCUGUUUGGAGCCAUGCUGAGAUUCCAAGAGGCUGCGAGGCGAGGGAGUGGGCCCAGGGCUGUUCCCGAGUGCCCAGAGACCUUGAUUGCAAGAAGAUACAUGCUUCAGCAGAAGCUUGGCAGUGGGAGUUUCGGAACUGUCUAUCUGGUCUCCGACAAGACAGCAAAACACGGCGAGGAAUUGAAGGUUCUGAAGGAAAUCUCUGUUGGAGAACUGAACCCCAACGAGACUGUACAGGCCAAUUUGGAAGCCCAACUCCUCUCCAAGCUGGACCACCCGGCCAUUGUCAAGUUCCAUGCAAGCUUCGUAGAGCAAGAUAAUUUCUGCAUUAUCACGGAGUACUGUGAGGGCCGAGAUCUGGACUAUAAAAUUCAGGAAUAUAAAGAAGCUGGAAAAGUCUUUCCCACGAAACAGAUACUGGAGUGGUUUAUCCAGCUGCUGCUGGGAGUUGACUACAUGCAUGAGAGAAACAAGUUGGCCUUGGAUGCAAGACAGAAACCUGUGUAUGCACCACAGUCUCUUCUAGCUGCCAUCUGUGAAUCACAAAAGUUCUCAGAUACGUUUAGCAUGCUGUGA
This is a messenger RNA of Carlito syrichta (Philippine tarsier), 667 nucleotides long. It is a transcript of the gene NEK11, whose product is annotated as NIMA related kinase 11. NCBI's taxonomy places the organism in Eukaryota, Metazoa, Chordata, Mammalia, Primates, Tarsiidae. Gene Ontology annotation, molecular function: protein kinase activity; ATP binding. The record is from RefSeq and is a predicted model, not a curated record. Bases 104 to 667 code for a protein of 187 amino acids. Gene Ontology annotation, biological process: protein phosphorylation. The transcript has 4 exons.